AUGUCAGAAGUCCUUAUCGUUACUCAGAAAGCACAUAGUCGAAAGCCUAGUCAUUGCCAUCUUCACCACAGUCAAGCAGCCAAGGGAGAGCUAUCAAAUACAGAUGGCAAAGCUCCAACAAGUUCUGACGAAGAUCAGUCACUUCAACAAGGAAAAGCAAGCGACAAGCUCACGGCCCAGAUUCCGAUGGAGCUAAACACCAGACCGAGUGCGGCUGUUCGAGGCGCGUCCGCUACCAGCCAAUCACGAAUAGCUAGGCACUUGACCCUCGAAGGUCUUCCUGCGGAACUGCAGCUACAGGUCCUCCGCAAUCUCUCGAACCUGCAUGACCUUAGUGCAGUCAUCCAUGCCUCGCCCUCGUUGCAUAGGUCAAAGACUUUUCACACUCAUCGCGUCUUUGUUGAUGCGUUUGCGGUUCAUCGGCUGGCCCUUCUACGCGAGUCGGGCAGUGAAGAGACGACUGAACUGCUCGAGGAAUUCAUGGACACAUAUUCCAGGUUGCAGUCCGAUCCAGGGAGCUUUAGAGCUGCAUGUACCGUUGAUGACCUUGCUGAAAUUGCGCGGUUCUACUCAUCGACUGUGGAGCCUCUGAAGACAAGCUUUUACGAAGAAUUCCGUUGUCACAAGAGAUCAAUAUGGGUGGAGAGGGAGGACAGUAACAAAUUGAGCACCACAGAGAACGUCCGCAUGCUCCGUGCGCUUUACCAUUUCGAGAUCUGGUGUAGUUGCUACGGCCUUGGGAGUAGCGCCGUCCAACUGCUACCGAUGACGACGAAUAUCGAGAUGCUGCGCUUCAUGAACAAGCACUUCGAACCUUGGGAGAUCGAAGAACUGGCGUGCAUUUAUGUUCAAACCCGGGACAGGAUGUCCCGGCUUCUCACAUACAGUGCCGAUAAUGGACCUCAUCGUCUCGACCGGUCGGCAGAGCUCAAGUUCCAAAAAUUGUCAACGCCAGAAUUCUUUGAUCUCUCCAAUACAGACACAUUUUGGUACUUCGUCGAGACUCUGGCAUCGCGUGGCCUGGGACGCUUCCACACAAUGAAUAAGUACGAUGAAAUCCUUCCACCUAUGCAGCGUGAGCUAUCCAUCGCUCUCCGAAAUCUCAAGUUCCAAGGAACUAUCAUGCAAGAAGAGUCGGACGACGAAAUUGCCAUAAUGAACCUUCAGCUUUCUGGUGGAGGUGGCAAUCGCCUCGACGAGGAUCGUAGGGAACUCCCCUUUGAUGGGGACAAAGAGAACGGUCCGCCGUUUGGAUGGGUCUUGCUAUGGGGCGGCACUUAUAGCAAUAGUCUCGGUGGACGCACACCGGAUACUACCUUGAAGGAUUGGGGCUAUGUCUUUUGGGACAAGGAGAGCAUUCCCGAUUUUAAACACUUGGCACUGAAUGAGAUGUGGAAUGGUGGUCUAGAUCCAAGAGACCAUUGGGAUUAA
This is a messenger RNA of Colletotrichum phormii, 1431 nucleotides long. RefSeq lists its product as uncharacterized. The transcript has 5 exons. The record is from RefSeq and is a predicted model, not a curated record. NCBI's taxonomy places the organism in Eukaryota, Fungi, Ascomycota, Sordariomycetes, Glomerellales, Glomerellaceae. The coding region runs from base 1 to 1431 and encodes 476 amino acids.